AGGAGGGAGGAGGCGGGAGGGAGGGGGAGGCGGGCUGCAGCCGAGAGCAGCGGCCACCGGGCACUGCCACGGACUCGCUCCGCUCCACCUGGCGGGACACCCUGUGUGCGGAGGAACUGGUCCUGGCAACAUGGUUUGCACGGUGGCCCCCAGCCUCACCGUGUCUCUGCUGCUGCUCCUGCGGGUCCUGCCCACGGCGUCCUACUCCGUGUCCUUCCUGGAGGACACGGGGGGCAGCGGGGAGGCCGAGGGCGCGUCGGCCUCCUCCCCGAGCCUCCCGCCGCCCCGGACCCCGGCCCUCAGCCUCACAUCAGUGGGGCCCCAGCCCACGCCCCUGGCGGGCCCCAAGCCCCCCACCAACUUCCUGGAUGGCAUCGUGGAUUUCUUCCGCCAGUACGUGAUGCUCAUCGCGGUGGUGGGCUCCCUGGUGUUCCUGCUGAUGUUCAUUGUCUGUGCUGCCCUCAUCACCCGCCAGAAGCACAAGGCCUCUGCCUACUACCCCUCGUCUUUCCCCAAGAAGAAGUACGUGGACCAGAGUGACCGGGCCGGGGGCCCCCGAACCUUCAGCGAGGUCCCCGACCGGGCCCCUGACGGCCGGCCCGAGGAGGCCCUGGAUUCCUCCCAGCAGCUGCAGGCUGACAUCCUCGCCGCCACCCAGAACCUCAAGUCUCCUGCCAGGGCCGCCCCAGGCGGUGGAGAAGGAGCCAGGAUGAUGGAGGGCAAGUCAGAGGAAGAGGAGAAAGGCAGCCGGGAGGUGGACCAGGAAGCUCAGGGAUGUGAGGUCCCAGCAGAGAAACCAGAGGUGCCACCGGAGGAGCCCUGCUCAGAGGAGGUGAACGGGGCUCUGGCAGCUGCUGAAGGUCAAGGGGAGCCAGAGGCGGCUCCCUCAUUAGCCCAAGAGGCCGGCGGCCCAGAUGGUCCCCCCGAAAACCCUUGUGCUUGCGGCAGUGUCCCCCCUGGCAUUUAACAGGCCUCUAGGGCUGCUGGCCCUGGCUGUUGGACUCCUGGCGGUCACCUCCUUGGGCACAGAAAGGCCCUCGGCCCUUACUGCGCCCUGACACCCCCUCCUUGGCCACUCCCCACUGCAAAUCCUGGCGUGUCUGAUCCUACUACAGCGGGCAGAGGUGCUGGUCUCUGUUCCACCCUCAGGAAUCUCACUGACUUCGAGAACACUUAUCCCUGCAGCCCCAAGGGCUACAUCCCAAAGCACAGCUCCUCUGGGGAAAUGGGGCUGGGGAUGUGUCCCCAUCUCAGCCACGUCUGUUGGGAAACAUUUGUCUCAGGUCUCUUGUGACAGUGCAAACAUGGCUGCUUUCCAUCAAGGUAGGAAAGAAAAACAGAAUAACUAGGAGUUUUGGAAAAGGUUGAACGGAUGGGAGAUGCAGAGGGGCCUGGGCUUGGAGCCGUUAGUGGUACCAGAGAAGAUUAGUCAGGAGGCUUCUGUGAGGGGCCCCUGCACACAUUACGAUAGGUCCCUAAACGAGCAUUUCCCAAACUGGGUUCCCCGAAAGAAAGAUUUUGAGGUCCAACAGAUGAGUUGAGGAAACACCGCUUCUCUGCUCUGUGUCCCCCACUUGGAGCCCUGAAAGGCUCUGACAAGUCCUGCAGUAAAGGUGCCCAUGGAAUCUGGUUUUGCUUAGCCUUUACCCCCAAAACUUUGGACCGUGGAGUCCUUCUGUUUCUGUUUUACAGCUACAGAGUAAAAUCCUGCAGAGAACAUUCUGAAAGUUACCACUCAACAUGUUCCCCAAGGCGCCCCUCCCCAGUUUCUGGUUGGUCCAGGGUGAGGGGUAUGGGGUGGUGAGGGCUCAGCUCUCUCAGAGAGGCUGCCUCUCAUCCCGCUACCACUGCAGGGAUGGGGCAAAUGAAUUGAACCUUUCUUGCCAGAUCCCCAAAGCAGCCUAGAAGCUGGGGGGCUGUGUGUGAGGGGACCCCACUCUGGGGGAAUCUGAGCGGGUGGGGGAGGGUUUCUGACACCCAGGCUGGAGCAGGCGGCCCUGGUCCCCCACCCCAGUUUUCGCACACACACAUCUGGUAGCCGGUGCCCACAGCAUGUUUUAGUCUUUGACAAGGGAGCCUGAGCUCCGUCCUGAUUUGGGGAGGCUCUGGGGGGGGUUCCUUUUCCCCAUCCCUCCAUCCGGACCCCUCCUCCUCUGCACAACUUUCCAGGUGCUGGAGUAUAACAAACCAGCACAAUAAACCUUUAUUCUGGCCUGAG
Molecule: messenger RNA, 2218 nt
Organism: Hippopotamus amphibius kiboko
Lineage: Eukaryota; Metazoa; Chordata; Mammalia; Artiodactyla; Hippopotamidae
Gene: TMEM119
Product: transmembrane protein 119
Exons: 2
Coding region: 131-967 (278 amino acids)
Biological process (GO): ossification; positive regulation of bone mineralization; positive regulation of osteoblast differentiation
Cellular component (GO): plasma membrane
Source: RefSeq, a predicted model, not a curated record